CGUGAUUCUGGUGCCUGAAUCUUCUAUUGAUUAUCAAUUCACGAGGAGUGCCACCCAUAGUCAUUACACAGCCAGUUUCUUUCACUUUCCUUGAGCCUCCUGGGAGUUUUGCUUAUGGGAUGUGUGAUAGCGGUAUUAUUACUGGAUUGUAGCAGUGUGCAAUCCUUUGGUUUGGUGAACUGUUACGUCCUGCACUAAUAUAUGUAUCAGGAGGCGGUACUACGCUCCCCAAAGCCCCAUAGUGAUUUCUUAAAACUUUCUGUGCCCCCCUUUUUCUGACAGAAAUUUUCAACAUGCGGGAAAUCGACCCUCUCGUCUUUGAAUAUCAACAUGACAAGCACCGGCCCAGGGAAUCCGAGGCCUUGAUGAUGCUCAAAAAGAUCGCAUCGCUGGUCAAGCCCAUCAUGCGGCGGAGAGACUGGAAAGUAGGGACGCUCAGUGAAUUUUAUCCGCAGCAGCGAAAUUUACUUGGGCUCAAUAUAAACGGAGGUCUGAAGAUAUGCUUGCGACUGCGGCAGCCUUCUGAUGAGCGCCAGUUUCUCCCCCUUGAACACGUCGUCGAUACGAUGCUGCAUGAACUUUGCCACAUAGUACAUGGCCCCCAUAACCGAGAGUUUCAUGCUCUGUGGAACCAGUUACGCGAUGAGCAUGAAGAGCUUGUUAUGAAGGGCUAUACCGGAGAGGGGUUCCUUUCCGAUGGCAAGCGCCUGGGCGGCCGGAGAAUGCCUAUCCACGAAGCGCGGAGGCAGGCUAGAGCGGCCGCGGAGCAGAGACGGAUGCUAUCCGCUGGGUCGGGGCAACGACUAGGAGGUGCUACAGUACUACGGGGGGCGGACAUGCGCAGAGUUAUCGCUGAUGCUGCGCAAAGGCGCGUAGAGGUAACGACGGGAUGUGCUUCGGGAGCGGAGAACAGCAACGAACUCGCAGAAGAAGCAUCCAGAAACGGCUUCCGGACAAAGGCCGAGGAAGAUGACGCAAACGAACAGGCUAUCAUGCAGGCUUACAUUGAUUUAAUCGAGCAAGAGGAGAGAGAGAGGUACGGCCCUUCUUACGUUCCUCCAAGCCAGGAAAAUCCGGCUGGGCCUCGCUCAACUUUAUCUCCUCCACCUGUUCCCGAAAGCACCAGACCUACCCUGCCAUUCCAGCCUCAAGAACCGAUAGACCUUACUUCUGAUGACAGACUAUAUGAGGUGCCCUGGACAUGUCCGACUUGCACUUUAGAGAACCCGGCUACCUUUUUGUGCUGUGACGCCUGUGCGGCGGAGCGGCCACGGCCAUCUAAUACACAUUCUGUAUCUGGACGAGCCAAGAUCCCAAGCAGCUCAGCGUUCCAGAACAGGAACAAACGUCGGAUAAGCCCUUCGGCUAGUCAGCCCACAUUCAAAAACCGCACCAAUGCCAUUGAGGCUCUCACCGCGCUUGAGAGGAAUACUCCUAAACGGCCACUCGGAUGGAUCUGUCAAUUCUGCGAGACUUUUAUGGAGACAGAAUGGUGGACAUGCUCAAACUGCGGGACGGUGAAGGCAACCUCAUAAAGAAAACAAACAAAGUGAGCAUGCUCGCCCUCUACUACCGUCCUGCCUGCAGUGUGCCUAUCUCACGAUUUCACGAAAUAUAAUGAUGUACGAUGACUUUAUUGGACACUGGAACCUCCGAUUACUGUGAUAAUAGCAUUAUCUAAUUCAAUCCAUCAAACUAAAAAACAUCCACUUAUAGUUAUCCAUUCAUCAAUUGCAGUACUCGCAGCACUUCCAUGUACGGGACUAAGUUAACUUAUAUAGAUAGACAUGACUAAGCAAUGACUAAUUUAAAUUAUCGGCCCAUCAUUUCAC
Messenger RNA from Aspergillus alliaceus, 1832 nucleotides. Its product is annotated as metalloendopeptidase WSS1. The coding region runs from base 294 to 1535 and encodes 413 amino acids. The transcript is spliced from 2 exons. The record is from RefSeq and is a predicted model, not a curated record. Lineage: Eukaryota; Fungi; Ascomycota; Eurotiomycetes; Eurotiales; Aspergillaceae.